UCGGCCCUCUACGCCGCCGCCAUGUCGGCGCAGGCCCAGAUGCGCGCGAUGCUGGACCAGUUGAUGGGCACCUCCCGGGACGGGCCCUGGUGGUGGCAACCGCCUGUGUGCCACUGAAAAUCGUGCCGAUGCCUGGCAUACUGCAUAAAUGGAAGCAGGGUACCGCGUUCAAUGUAUCUAUGCCUGCCUACUUCAAUCUGCAAGGGAGUGUCAGAAAGGCCCCGCAUUCGCCGAGCCGAGAUACUACUCGUCAACGAAUCAAAUUCAGUGAUGACAGAGUAUGCAAGAGCCACCUUCUCAACUGUUGCCCCCAUGAUGUCCUUUCUGGAACUAGAAUGGAUCUUGGAGAGUGUCUGAAAGUUCACGACCUGGCAUUGAGAGCCGAUUACGAAAUCGCAUCCAAGGAGCAGGAUUUUUUCUUUGAACUUGACGCCAUGGAUCAUCUGCAAUCAUUUAUUGCAGAUUGUGAUCGAAGAACAGAAGUGGCUAAGAAAAGAUUAGCAGAAACUCAAGAAGAGAUUAGUGCUGAAGUGGCUGCAAAGGCAGAACGUGUUCAUGAGUUAAAUGAAGAAAUUGGUAAAUUAUUAGCCAAGGUGGAACAACUGGGAGCUGAAGGGAAUGUGGAAGAAUCCCAGGAAGUGUAUCGGAAUUCUAUGCCAGCUUCCAGUUUCCAGCAGCAGAAACUUCGAGUCUGUGAAGUCUGCUCUGCCUAUUUAGGUCUUCACGAUAAUGACAGGUGACUGGCUGAUCAUUUCGGGGGGAAACUGCACCUGGGAUUCAUUGAAAUAAGAGAGAAGCUUGAAGAAUUAAAGAGAGUUGUAGCUGAGAAGCAGGAAAAGAGAAACCAGGAACGCCUGAAACGAAGAGAAGAAAGGGAGAGAGAAGAAAGGGAGAAGCUGAGGAGGUCCCGAUCACAUAGCAAGAAUCCUAAAAGAUCAAGGUCCAGAGAGCAUCGCAGACACCGAUCUCGCUCCAUGUCUCGAGAACGCAAGAGGAGGACACGAUCCAAGUCUCGGGAGAAACGCCAUCGCCAUCGGUCCCGCUCCAGCAGCCGUAGCCGCAGCCGCAGCCAUCAGCGAAGUAGACACAGUUCUAGAGAUAGGAGCAGAGAGCGGUCCAAGAGGAGAUCCUCAAAAGAAAGAUUCAGAGACCAAGACUUAGCAUCACGUGACAGAGACAGGAGUUCAAGAGACAGAUCACCUCGUGACCAAGACCGAAAAGAUAAGAAGCGGUCCUAUGAGAGUGCAAAUGGCAGAUCAGAAGACAGGAGGAGCUCUGAAGAGCGCGAAGCAGGAGAGAUCUAAUAGGCUGUGUACAUACCUUCAAUCCUUAAGCUUCCUAUGGAGUCACAUACUAUUGUUUAGUUUACAGCUGUUCAGGGUAACAGUGAGCAGUUCUAGCACGGAUUCAGGAUUCAGCCAGGCUAGACGUACAGUAUCUAACUUGAUCUGAACUGAACCUGUUUUCCUUGAUGAAGUCUAAAACUACAUCCAUAGUUUCUGGUGAACCUGUAGUUCGGUUCUGAAAGUACAGUUUUAUAUAACAAGACACUGAUCUUUAUUCUUAAAGUAGGAGUGAUAGUGAAUGAAUUGUUACAUGUCUUUUUGAACAUUUGUAAAAUGCUGUCUUCCUUUCUACUCCAAAUGGCAGCAGCUUUGAGAAUUUUUCCUUUUAAUUCUUCCUGUGACUUUUGUAUUCCCUAAUACCUGCCUUCUCCAACUGUAAGGGGGUCAGGGAAGCAAUAUAUCAUAUGUCCUGAGGUUCUAUUCCCAUUAUUAAUUAUUAGCUCAUUACAGUUCAGAGCAUUUAUACUGGAAUGUGUGCUGGAAAAAUUGAAAAUACUGGGGAUUUUUGUGUGGCGGUGCCUAUUUAGAAUUGGAAAUUGAACAGCUGUUGCAUUACAUACAUACUUUUGCUUUUCUAUUGAGAUUUUAAAAUCAGACUUGUCUCGAUUAUUCUGUUCCUCAUUACUAUGUUUAGGAUGUUCUGGGGGGUGGGGGCAGGGACUCUUUGGUAUUAAGCACUUGUUUUAUUUUGUGUGUGGAGUAUAAAAGCUACAUCCUUAUUGUAAAAAAUAAUAAAAUGAAAGAAACAAUCAUCAACACCAUCAGACUGUAACUUGUCAAGUAAAUUGUCACUAGAACUAUUUGUUGUGGAUUUUUCCUGUAUUCUGUUACCUUACUAGCAGUGCCUUACUGAGCAAGGCACCAAAGGAAGUAAAUAGACUUGGAAAGAGUCCUGAUGAACUGUUGCUCCUUCUGGGUCUCACUAACUGCUUUCCACCUACUUGAGGCUGUCCGUAACAACCUGUGUGGGGAAGGAAUGGGCCUGCAGCAGUGUUGGGGUUUUUUUGUUUGUUUUCUUAUUAAAUAAACCUGAAUAAA
Molecule: messenger RNA, 2384 nt
Organism: Octodon degus (degu)
Lineage: Eukaryota; Metazoa; Chordata; Mammalia; Rodentia; Octodontidae
Product: putative RNA-binding protein Luc7-like 2
Exons: 12
Biological process (GO): mRNA splice site recognition
Cellular component (GO): U1 snRNP; U2-type prespliceosome
Molecular function (GO): mRNA binding
Source: RefSeq, a predicted model, not a curated record